AUGAUAUACGAACAAUUCAAGAAAUGUUUCCUGCAAUUGAUCGUCAAAUUAAUUAUCGAUUUAUUAGAUAAACACGGAGGAAAUAAAGAUCUUGUUAAUAGACAAGAUCGAAGCAAACCGACAACUACCUAUUGGAUUCGUACUGAUGUUUAUGCACAAGGUUUCGUUGUAUCACUACUUACGGCAGCAGCCACCUUUCAAGCAGUCAAAGGCACUUCAGAGCCACGUAAUAUUCAUGGUUACGGUUUAAAUUCUAUUGGGUCAUGGUAA
Messenger RNA from Rotaria socialis, 270 nucleotides. Lineage: Eukaryota; Metazoa; Rotifera; Eurotatoria; Philodinida; Philodinidae. The record is from the annotation of a GenBank genome assembly.